Messenger RNA from Nicotiana tabacum (common tobacco), 685 nucleotides. Its product is annotated as kxDL motif-containing protein LO9-177. The record is from RefSeq and is a predicted model, not a curated record. NCBI's taxonomy places the organism in Eukaryota, Viridiplantae, Streptophyta, Magnoliopsida, Solanales, Solanaceae. Gene Ontology annotation, cellular component: BORC complex. Gene Ontology annotation, biological process: lysosome localization.
GUAAUCGUCCAAAGUACUUGUCCCUCCUAGAUAAAAUGGAGGAAACAGAGAAAGUAUCCGUCAAAUCUGCAUCCGAAGAGAUUUCUAAGGAAUUCAAAACCCUCAUCAAUGCUCAGGAUUUGGAUUCUCUGAAGCAAUUGCAAAACCUCAUAUUGGGACGGUUGCAGGACAGCAAUGCAGUUCUUUCGCACUUCAAUGAGUAUUCAGAGCAUUGUUUCACAGAGGUCUCGGCAGAUUUCUCUAGAAACACACGUCUCUUAAAAUCUAUGAAGUCAGACCUUGAUUACAUAUUUCAGAAGUUGAGGAGCAUGAAGGCAAAAAUCAUGUCAACCUACCCAGAUGCACUUCCAGAUAAUACAACAAUUCAGGCACUUGAUCAAAGGCCUGAUCUUGAAAUGCCACGAUAAGUUUGGUACUGUAAAUGUUUGGGAAAUGUUGCUUCUUCUAUUUCGUCCAUUAUAGAUAUCGAUAAGUUUGUUCACGGUGGAUAGUUUGUGAUAGAGCUUUACUGUUUUUAUCUGAUAGUUCUGCAGCUGUAUACUGCAACGUGUGUUAUGAUAAGUUGUGGUCUCUCCCGAACAGUAGUUCUAGUGUGAUUUUUGCAUUGCGCGUACCUUUUUAGAGACAACACACUAAUCUGUUUAUUAUAAGGAUUCUGAGCUCCCAGUAAACCUAUGAUUGAUGA